Molecule: messenger RNA, 1572 nt
Organism: Phytomonas sp. EM1
Lineage: Eukaryota; Euglenozoa; Kinetoplastea; Trypanosomatida; Trypanosomatidae
Source: the annotation of a GenBank genome assembly
AUGGCCUGUGCUAUCAAACGUCUCGCAAAGGAACAUCAAGCCCUUCAGAACCCUACCAAUCGUGUCUGCGAGCUUUAUGCGGCCCCACUGGAGGAGAACAUUUUUGUAUGGCACUUUACCAUCCAAGGUCCAACCAAUGACGACCUUGGCUACGCGGAAGGUUUAUACCACGGGGCUUUAAUUUUCCCCCGCACGUAUCCAUUUGCGCCUCCGGAUAUCGUAUUCUUUACUCCUAGUGGGCGCUUUGAAACGAAUGUGAAGAUAUGCUCCACCAUCAGCAGCUACCAUCCCGAGCGGUGGCAACCGACGAUUGACGUGAGCACCAUCCUUAUUGCGCUACGUCUGUUUAUGGAGCAGGAAGGCGAGAUUGGCAACGGUGGCAUCAAUUCCUCCAAUUACACGCGUCGUGAUAAGAAAGAGAUGGCCAGGAGAAGUAGAAACUACGCAUGCAAGGAGUGCGGUCGUAGUAUGCAAGAGAUUUGGGAAAAGGAAAUGCACCCGUAUCCAAGGAUAAGCGAGGAGAAGGAGACAACGGCCGCGGGAGGAUCCCCUCAACCGGCUUCGGAUGGCAUGCCUGCAUCAGACAUCGUGGAGAAAUCUAAAACUGCGGAUGGGAUUCCCCAGACAUCUGAGCCGGCUGGUUCGAAAACAGACGCCCAACACAACGAAGAUCGCGGUGUUUUUAAUAGCGGUGACGGUAGUAAUGAUAGAAUUUUAGUGGAUGCUGAUAAAACAUCGAAAGAUGCUGAAAAGGGAGUUGAGAGCCUUGCAAAUCGCUCUCCCACUUCCAGUGUUUCUUCUGCACAGAUUCUUACUGAAAUGGGAGCCAUCCCCCCCUUGAGUGAACCCUCGAAGGACCGAAAAACGCCAAGUUCCUCAAGGGAUCCGGAGGAGGUAUGCUCACCGGCAGUCGACCGACUUGAGGAUUUGAACGCUGAAGGAAACCGGUCUGAAACGUGCGUGAGUGACUCUCCGACCCUUCCCACUGUCGAAACAAGCGAGGCUCGAUCUGCCACUUCCCCAAUAAACCCAGAUCCAACCUCUCCCGUUCAACAUGCGUUGAACUUUGUACCUGAUCGUGGCAUCUCCCAAGACGUAGCUUUGGUGAAAGAUGAACUUACCAGACACGCAACACCGACCCCUGACGACAGCGGGAUCGAUAUGGAGUGGAUGAACUAUUCUGAUAGUCACGGAAGUGAGGAUGCUGUUGGGGCUACGGACAAUCGUAUGAUAGGGGAUGAGUAUGAUUCAGAGUGUGAUGUGCUACCGGAGGUAGGCAAUGUAUUGGGUGCAUUUGAAACCCCCUUCCGUAAUGAGUUCGAGCAAGGCAGGAACGCAUCUGGAGAGAAUUUGCAAGAGAAUAGUCAGCCUGAUAAGGCGACCACAAAAACAGAGGAGACUCUUGAGCAGCACCCGAUCCUGGAGGUGGAAAUCGCAUCCGUGUCGGUGAAAAUUUCUAUCAGUUUCCUGGAUUGGCUUAUAAAGAUUUGUGCAAUUGUAGGGGGGGUUUACUGGCUGCACCGCCUGUGUAUCUUCCUCUUUCGCUAUGGUUUCGGCAACAUUAGCGUGUGA